Messenger RNA from Porites lobata, 14977 nucleotides. The record is from the annotation of a GenBank genome assembly. Lineage: Eukaryota; Metazoa; Cnidaria; Anthozoa; Scleractinia; Poritidae.
AUGGCGAGCACCACGAGCUCUCCUCAGGCUGCUGUGCAACUCAGUGGUAAUGAAAGGGAGGUCAUAGAAAGAAAGCUUAGUUUAUCGCCUGAUCCUGUAGACUUGGAAAAGGACCUCAGUGAUUUUUAUGAGAUUUCAAGGUGUGUGGGUGCCAUUAAAAGUGGCAACUUUGAAAAGGUGAGGCAAAUGUUCUUUAUUUAGAGCACAGGCGGCCCAGACGUAGUAUGUGUCACUGAAUGAAUAUAUUAAUAUUCACAUGGACAAAUUAAUGCGAUGAGUCGUCGAAACUCCCAUGGACUGAAAUAGUCUAAAAGUCAAAAUAUAACAAAACAAAGCUAAGAUACCUUCAACUGAACGUAUCCUUGUCUUUCCUGGCCGGUUUAAGUGACAUUUUGUUGAGUUUUGAAAUUGUAGGUACUAUCCACUAAAGAAGAAUUAAAGGCUGGCUACAAAACAAACAGACCAUCUCCACGCGCCUUCACACGAAGCGCUAUAAAUUCGAGAAUAAUCGACGAAUCCGCUCCAAAUAACCAUCGGCUAAUCUGCAGGUAACGUGUGCUCCUCCUUCUGGCUCGCUUGCUCCACAAAACCCAUCGCAACUGCACAAUAAUUGCUCGCAAAUCAACAACCACUGUUGACCUUUACGCUUCGAUAUGACCGCAAAACGACCAGGUUUAAUACGCUAAGUGAACAUUCAAGCUUAGCGACCGCGUUCGCGCAACAAUGCAGCACUUGCUAUCGGAGGGAUGGUACUAUUGCUUCCAGGUCAAUCAAUCGGGAAAAUAAUAUUGAAGCCCUUGUAAUUUUUAAAAAGAUCCAAUUUGCCCAAGGAGCACCGAACAGAUACGAACAUUAUAGUGGAGCUAAAAAAAAUGAGCGGCAGUGGAAAAAGUGAACAAGAACAUGUACCACAUUUUCUCCAUAAAAAGUGAAAACCAGGAAGUUUUCUGGACAUUUCAUGUUGCAGUCAUGCAAAUCAACGGCAAGGAAAUGUACAAGAAAGUGUGCUGCAAUCAGACCUAUUGUUGUUUUUCACAGUUCUGGUCAAGGGCAUCCAACUUUUAAUUUUUCACAUUUCACUCACCGGGUUAGGCUAUUUUUCGUAGAGAGUAAAAUGGAAUCCUAAAAUUUUCAGAUUCAAAAAUGUGAUGAAAGAAGUUAUCUGAAAAAUUAUCUCCUUCGUAAUACGUUAAAUUGCAUCUAAAAUUUUCGGGAAAAUGAUUCUGAAUUCCUCGUAAUUUCGAAAAGACUCAAGUUCCUCUAGAAUGGCCGAAGACUGAGAUGCAAAUUUUAUAGCGCCACUUAGAAUGCAUUUCUAUAGAGCUAAAAGUACUUUAUGAAUAGCUACAAAAGUUUUUUCAAUUGAAAGUAUUUGAGGAAACAGUCAUUGGGUGGCCCUGUCUCGUUGCCUUCUCCGCUUAGCAUUACACAAUAUAUUUUAUAUUUAGUAUGAGCAAACUAUAAAUCAUUGGCUUCGCUUUUAGCCCUCCUGACUAAAUUUAUGUAAGCGCUGUUUAGAAUGCAUUUUUCGAUCAAAAGUACUCUGGACAGCCUUAAAUGUGUUUUCAAUGCAUUUAGGGGGAAAUCAUCUUUGGGUGCUCCUGAGUUUUGAGAAUAAUAAUAAUAAUAAUAAAAGAUAUCGCGCACAUAAAUUUUACUUUACGAUAUCUUCAGCUGUAUCUUCUAUUCAGCUGCAUAGCGGGGGCCAAAUUUUGCCUUUUUCCUGGACAGAAAAUUCUCGUCCUCCUUCACCAGUUUGGACAACAUAUUAUGGAGUAAGACGUUGUUAAGUAAGCAAAUAAGUCUGGUAGAGUCAAGAACCUAUGCAAGCGGCUCGACGAACAAUGUGACAGCCGGCUGAGACAGCGAACGUUAGAAGAGUUCGAACUUGAAAACCAGGGCUGCCCUGUUGAAAACUUACGGACGGUCCCGCGAUCACCUUUUGUUUUCUGGUCAAAACUAACGCAGCGAACCUUUGGUCAGUCGAUUGACCUAGAAGCAAUAGUACCAUCCCUCCCAUAGCAAGUGCUGCAUUGUUGCGCAAACGCAGUCGCUAAGCUUCAAUAUUCACGUCGCGUAUUAAACCUGGUCGUUUUGCGGUCAUAUCGAAGCGUAAAGGUCAACAGUGGUUGUUAAUGAGCGAGCAAUUAUUGUGCAGUUGCAAUGGGUUUUGUGGAGCAAGCGAGCCAGAAGGAGGAGCAUACGUUACCUGCAGAUUAGCCGAUGGCUAUUUGGAGUGGAUUCGUCGAUUAUUCUCGAAUUUAUAGCGCUUCGUGUGAAGGCGCGUGGAGAUGGUCUGUUUGUUUUGUAGCCAGCCUUUAAUUCUUCUUUAGUGGAUAGUACCUACAAUUUCAAAACUCAACAAAACGCCACUUAAACCGGCCAGGAAAGACAAGGAUACGUUCAGUUGAAGGUAUCUUAGCUUUGUUUUGUUAUAUUUUGACUUUUAGACUAUUUCAGUCCAUGGGAGUUUCAACGACUCAUUGCAUUAAUUUGUCCAUGUGGAUAUUAAUAUAUUCAUUCAGUGACACAUACUAGGUCUGGGCCGCCUGUGUUUAGAGUCAAUAAGCAUCUACUAAUGAGAUUAAUAUUGGGCUGCUCCUUUUAAUAUCCGUAUCCCCCUGGUUGAGGAGGUACCUUUUCUUCUUACCCUUGAAGACUGAAUAAAAUAACUGCAUUCACCCCUGAAGACUUCCAUUAAACAUGGGUCUACUACCCCCUGAAGAAUAUGGGUCUACCCCUGAAGAAUUUCGUGGAAAUUAAAGCCUUACCCACAAAGCAUUCAUAUAUCCAUAUUUUUUUUUACUCUACCCCAUAAGAAAUCCUCCAUAUUUAUAGCGUACUACUGAAGAAUAGCACUGGUCAUCAACCAGGGAGGUACAGAUAUUACAGUCAAACCAGGAAAAACGUGAACACCAAAAAUAUUUCUGGAAUGUUAUUGUGUUGCUUGAAAAAAUCCAAUCAGGCAUGAGAAAACUGAACUGCCAGCAAGAAUGUUAAUUAGUUUGAGGUUUUGUGGCUAGUUUGCAUGUCCUGAUCUUUGCAGCGAUUGCUCAUAAGUGUUGUUAUCAGGACUGAGUGGAGUCCAAUUCGGUCUGUAAUCAUACGAGUGAUUAACAAAAUCAGACGACCGCGUAGCGGAAGUCCGAUUUGUUUAAUCACGAGUAUUAUUACAGACUGAAUUGGACGACACAAAGUUCUGUUACCAAUUAAUCGUAACUUUAACAAAAUUUGUGAUAUAAUAGGCUAUUUUUUAAAUCAAAACACAAGAAAUUCGAAAUUUUGUUUUGCUAGCAGUGAAAAAAAAAAGCCAUUUAAGCACGUGCGUGAUGGCACGUACUGUCCAAUUACUUAGGCAUGAUGCGUACUGUCCUAUUAACUGUCCAAUUAAGGCUUAAAUCAGGGCAGUUGAUAGCCAAUCAGAUUUGACAAUUUUGUUCUAGUUAAGAUUACACCAUAAACGUUCCUGAGAUAUUACAAAUGUUCACUCUUUUCCCAGUUGCACUGUAAAUGCAAAGGUGGCUUGUACAGUUUCCUCCUUUUUUGAUGGUUUUAACUUUAAAAGGACAGAGCUAAAAAGCAAGACAAAGUCAUAGGAGCAAUUUUUCAGAGUUGGAUUGUACAAAGAAUGCUUGACUUAAAAUAAUUAUUAUUUUGUCAUUAGCAGUUACCGUGGCAAUGUAUCUGACAGGUUGUUUUAACCUACUUUUUAACUUUCAGCACUGAUGACUAGAAAACUAAGCCAGUUACCCCUACUUUUUUGGAUGACAAGUUUUGGCAUUAGAGAAAGAAAAUGUACAGUGAUUUUAAAAAAAUUCUGCAGAGCGGAUUUUUUGCAAAAGUGGAAAAUAGGACAUUUCCUCACAGUUGAAAUUUCCUUCUGUAGAAGUUUUUCAUUUUUUUUCUGACAUUUCCUUACAGUCCUCUUAACAUGUGGUUUGGAAUUUCUUCAGGUUGCACUCCAGUUUCCAGAUUCUUUUUUGGCUGAUUCAGCUGCUGUCACUUCUUUGAUUGAGAAUAAAACUUCAAAGAGAGCUUUUGUUUUAGCAGAUACAUCAUAUGGAAGGUAUGGAAAAUACUCUUUGUAACAAGCUGUACUCUCCUAUGCAGAAUGACUGAACCUUUUGUAGGAAUUUAUCAACGCUGACCCAAACAGCCAGUGGUGGAUCCAGGCCUUCAGAUAAAGAGGAAGGCCUGGUCAUCCAGACCCUGAGAUAAGGGGGGGGGGCAGUCUCAAAAAAACAUUUUUUUGGCCCUUUGGGCCUCAGUUUGGUCUAAAAAUAACGGGGGGCAGGCCCUCCCCUGGAGCGGCCACUGACAAUUUCCCCUUUUAAUAGGCUGAAAGGGUUGUUUGUUGUACAACAAUACUUUGGGCAGCUGAACAUACAUUUUAAGCAUGAAGUUUGGGCAUUGGACCAUAAAGUGUUUUAUUUCCUGUUGCUCAACAGACGUAUUUCCUUUCCUCUGUGACAAGAAAUGUUCGAUCAUUUUUGUGGAUGCUAACAUUUAAAAGUUAACAGGAAUUUUGUGCAACAUCCUAGUUAGAUCAGUCAACAGUUUCAACAAUACUGAGAGAGGUGCUCCCUUAUGUGGCCUAUACAGGGAUGUGCCGCUGGACAGGGUAUGGUUUUUUACCUCUCUGUCCUAAACAGGGUAUACAAUUUCCUGUGAGUUUGUCCUAAACAGGGUACAUAAUUUCGUUUUAGUCUGUCAACAGGGUAUUGCCAGCUGGAUGAUUGAUUUGAUUUGCUAGAUGAAUUUUGUUUGUACUCCAGGUAUAAUAAUAAUACAAUAAUAGUACAAGAAUUUAUGUAGUGCCAUUUCCGUGAAUUUCCGUCAAUGCCAUGACCUGUAUAACGUGAAUUUGCUCUAUAGCAAUUGCCAGUAAAUGGCUUAAGUUAAAACGAGAAGGCAUGCAUUUUGUCCUUUGUCCCAAACAGGGUAAUAAAAUUGAGGGAAUUGUCCUAAAGAGGGUGCUUAUUUUGUGUCUUUUAGCUGUUGUAUAGAUGAAGUGGCGGCAGAGCAUGUGAAUGCAGACUUGAUCAUCCAUUAUGGUAGAGCUUGUUUAAGCCAGUGAGUGUCAACUCAGGCUGCUAAUUACCUUUGAUAGUGGGUGGCUUGAGAACUAACAGCUGAGACUUCUAGAAGAGGUCAUGUUUCAGGUUAUGGGAAGUACAUUGUAUGACCUUUAUUAGCUCACAAUUCUCUAGAAAGGGUUUUAAUGUUAAUGUAACAGCUAUUUAAGGGGGUCACAGGUCUUAGUUUUCUAACAAUGCUCUGAUAGCUAUUAUCAAACAUGCCUGGUGCCAUUGUUGCUUGUCUUACACUCUAUGUCCCUUUUUUGAUGGUAGUUUACCAUUAUUAUUGGAAACUGAAGGAAAAACUAAUGGAGGUUGUCAUUUGUAGCAAUAUAAUUUUAUUUUACAUGUAUGUGCUUCUUCUUCAUUAAGGGCUAUGGUGGUCUAAAUCAGGAACCCAAAUGGAAUUCAAACUCCAGGCCUUUUACUUUGCAAUUUCUUUUAGUAGCUCUGUGACCUUGACUAUUUGGCAUCAUACUACUCUCAGAACAUAGUGUUACAACAAGAAGAAAUUUCCCUUGAUGCACAGGUCACCCCUUUUAUAAAAUCAUUUGCAUAGAGGUUUAUUCACAUGAACAGACACAUCUACUUUAAUUCAUGGCCUAUCCACUGUUUUCCCACCAAAGUUUGCCCAGUGCUCAUAAAUUUAAGGGUGGCAGCUAAGUUAACAAGGAUUAUAUUUUGUAAAUUGUUCUUUUAUUAGGACUAGAAGGCUUCCAGUGUUGCAUGUAUUUGGUAAAUGGCCAAUUGGCAUUCAGCAUUGUUCAGAGCAGUUUCGACAGCUGUUCCCAGAUCCUUGUGUUAAGGUGCUGGUGUUUUGUGAUGUAAUGUACAGUCACUGUAUUGGUAAGUACUCAUUAAUACUCUAUCUCCCAUACAUCCUUUGAAAUGGUGUUAAAGUGCUUAAUUUGCAGCUGCAGGUAUAGGUGAGGGUGCCCAGUAUUAGGAUUAGGGUUAAUAAGCUUCAAGUUACAGGAGCUUUAGUUAGUGUAUUGUAAAGACAAAAGUGGAGCUGUCUGAGGAAAUGGAGUUGAAAGGGCUGUUAUAGGUCAGAAAAUAUUUCCAGCUUCCAAACAUGCAAUAGUAUAAUAGUGCCAUGAAACCAAUGGACACACCCUCUUGAUAGAAAUGGAUGCCUCAUUAAAAGACUUUUAUGAUGCAUCCAGCAGUUCAUAGGUGCAAGGAAUGGUUUAUAAAAAGAAAAUUAUUGACUUUGAAAAAGUUCCCACUGUGGUUCAAAUGAAACAGGAUGUGUUAACCGGCUAGUUGUGCUUGUCAGUGAAUGUUUCACAUGUGACUAGAGUAUUUCUGAAUUUAUGUUAUUAUGUCAUAUGGAUGCCUAGCAUGCCAGAGCAGGUGCCUAAAAGGGUGUCUGCUCUCAUAGGCAAAUGGUUGAGAGCGCUAGUAUUUUAUAUUUUCUUAUUAUUGAGGCAAACAUUAUGACAUCAUAAAAAUCUUUCAAAAUUCCUUCCUAUUAAUUUUUUGAUUAUUUCAUUCAAUAUUAAGUCGUGCUUGUCUUGUCAAUUUAGUAUCUACAGCUGAAUUUGUGUUUAUUUUCUUACUUGUUUCAGGAGAAUUGGAGAAUUCUAUCAAAGGUUAUUAUCCAAACAUAAUAUUCUCCAAGCUGGUGUAUUCCAGUUUCGAAAAUGAACUCAAAGGGGAAAAUUCUGCAAAUACAAUACAGAUGCAUUCUGUAGAGGGCAGGGAUGAACAAGGUGAUACCAAGAAACCUGAGAAAAAUUACUUUAACAAGUGAGUAUUGGAUGCAGACUUCUCAAAAGUCAAAAUAAAUCAUUCUUUUCUGCGAAGGAGAUCUGAAUUUACCAGUGCUAGAACUUUUGUAACCAAGUUUUAGUUUUUUUCAAGAAUUACUGGCAUUUAAACAGCUUAAACUUACACUUGACACAGUGCUUUGUCUGAUUCCCAGACAUCUCCAAAACUGUUUUGGUGUCUGCCUAUUUGCUGAAAAACUGCGACACUCAUUUAAUUGUUUACGUCAAGCCAGGCUUAUGCUUUUAAUCCCAGCAUCAUUAAAGUACUCUUUCAAGUGUCCGUAUGAUGAUGAUGAUGAUGAUGAUACCUUUAUUUAAGUGUCAAACUGUAAAAGCAUUGUAGAGCCAUUAAGUGGGGACACUAAAAUAAAUUUAAAAGAAUAAAUAAAUUAAUUAAUUAACUAUUUAAUCGAAGAUGAAUUAGCAGAAUGUUAAGAAAUAAAAAGAAAUUAAGAAAAACUAUAUAUAACGUAUGUGCAAAUAUCUAUUUGGGAGAACUAUAUACAAUAUGUACAAAUGUGUUCAUAAUCAUAUGAAGUUAAGAACUGCAAAGAGAGCAGUUUGAGCAAUUAUUGUCUCCCAAUAGUAUACUGAGAUCCACUUUUCUGAUGUUAUAUUUGAAAGAGGACAAUAUGGACGUUUUUGUCACAUUACUAGGAACAGAGCUCCCAUACCUUUGGGCCCAUAUACCUAAGCAGGUGCUUUCCAAAGGAGACUGUGUUAAAUCUGGGUAUAGUGAAGUCAUGAUUGCAAAAUUUAUACUUAAUUGCAGGCUGUUCAAAUAGAGAGCUAAUGUGUGUGGGGCACAUGUUGUUUUUAACUUUAUACAUGAGAAUAGCUAGUAUGUCCUGUACUAGUUGCCAGUUUUGUAGAGUAGAUAGCCCAGCCAUAGAUAGUAAUUGACCAUAGGAAGAAUGUUCAUUGUUCAUCACAAUAUACAGCCCUAAGUGCUCUUUCUUGGACAUGUCUUGUCUAGUUUCGCUAACAAGGCAAAAAUGCCACACGAGAUGACAGUAGGUUAAAUAUGGGAGAACAGCUGCCUUAUAUUACUGUAAGUUAUAAAGGAAACCUAUAGUAGUUCUCAUCUGUCUUGUAGGUUUGGCCGUGAAUUUAGGCUUCCAUUGGAGACACAGUUAGAGGAUUACAGUAUGUUUUAUAUUGGUGGUGAAAGUUUGUGUUUAACAAACUUAAUGAUGUUCUAUAACAAAUGUCAGGUAUGUUGGAGACUUUAAGUGUUAUUAUUUUGAACUAAUAUUUUGAAAUUCUAAUUAAGAAAUUAUUAAUUCUAUAAAAUAAUGAUUUGAUCAUCAAAAGAAAGUAAUACAAGAAGCAAAGCUGUGUAGCAGAGAUUCUUCGUAGACUGAGAUAGCCAGUAAUCAGUUUAUAGGUAAUAAAGUGCCUAUAAUCAUUCACAAAUAAAUUCUUUGAGAUUGUUGUCUUUGCUAUAAAUAUUUUAUGAUGACUACUUGGCAUGAGUUUUCUUGCAUGUGUAAUUAAGUCACUAAAUAGACCUUUUUACCGAUACGGCGGCCAUAUUGAAUUCAUUCGAUUUAAGGAGUAUUAUAGGAUGCCCAGGGGGCAUAGGCACAUUUUGUUUGUAUUUUCGAGGGCUUUUUGGGACAUUCCUUCUUAAUGUUUUCUAAGAAUAAGAUUGUAAUUUGGAAACAAGAUCCUUGUGCCAUGUUUGGAUGUAAUAAUGAUCCCCUUUUUCCUGAGAAAUAUGUAGUGAAAGACCAUAUUUCUAAUACUAAACUAGAAAAAGGCAAUCAUUUUUACAUCCAAACACGGCACAAAGAUCUUUUUUCCUAUUACAAUCUUAUUCUAAGGAAACUUUAAGAAAAAUGUCCCGAAAAGCCCUCGAAAAUACAAACGAAAUGUGCUUAUGCCCCCUGGGCAUCCUAUAAUACUCCUUAAAUCAAAUAAUUCAAUAUGGCCGCCGUAUCGGUAAAAAGGUCUAUUGACACUAAUUUAGGAUCAUUGAAUUGUAUUUAAAAAGACAAAAACAAUGACUCACCAGCCAAUCUUCCUGGAACACCAAGGAAAUAGCCUUUUUCUAACCUGCCUCAACUUGGGAACUUAAUGGAGGGUUUAAUUUACAGGUGUUACUCACAUCUUAACCCCUAUUCUGUACCCAUCUUGAUAUUAGUGUGCCAAUCCUUGAUUGUAGUCGAUCAUAAAUUGAAAUCUUAGACUGAUGCACUAAUUGAUUAUGGGAAAUGCUCAAUUGAUUAUGGCGUGAGAAAAGUAACAUUGCUGUUAGCAAAUGAACAUGUUAGAAAUUCGUGCAUUUUCUUUUUAAUGGUCACACAAUUAAGGAAGUAAAGAGAAUUUGAUCAUCUGAAAUCAAAGGAAAAAUUUUGAGCUCCAGGUGAGGAUCGAACUCACAACGCUCCAAGGUCUAGAUCAGAUGCUCUCAUGGCUGAGCAGCUACAGGAAACCUUUGGCAAGCAGGGAGAAAUUAAUCCACUGAUGUCCGCUGACUGAUACAUUUGGUACAUUUCUGCUUCAUUCUAAAACAUUUUAUAGGGGCCGUCAGCAUCCUAAAUAAAAUUCUUGUAAAGAAAAUUUACGAUUAUAAUCAAUUUUCAAUUUGGGUUUGUCAUUCUGACGAUUUCCAAUGAUUGAUCAUGAAAUGUCCGUGUAUUCCCAAUGCUACUGUAGGUACAGCCCCACCUACACCCUGCAAACUGAAAACUUAGAGGAUAAUGUUUUUGUUACUUUGUUUCUAUCAUAGUUUUAUUCAUAUGAUCCUGUUACUGAUGUAGGAAGGAAGGAGACGGUUAGUGUUAAUAAAGCUCUCAUGAAAAGGUGGGUAACUUGGUGUUUAUCAUUGCUGAAAGACUUGUAAUCUUUUUCACUACAAACUUCAAACCUCCUUAUUGUGGAUACCAAAAGACAGAGCCAACUUUCCACGCUACAGAGGCAUGCUUGUAUAGAAAUACAAACUGUGUGAGAAUUGCUCCCUUUGGAACAAAUAAAACCAUCCAUGAUAGGGAGAUCAUCCAUAUUAUGCAGGUGUCCAUAAGAAGAGAUUCGACUGUCUUCAAUGUAAAAAUCCUUAAUGACUGUGCCCAAAUAAUGAAAUGAUUGCUUCUUCACUGGCUAAGCUGUUUAACAUUAACUUUCUAGAUGGCUAUUUUUAUGCUAUUUAAUAUUAGUUCUGGUAAUGAAGGGCAAAAGGUGUACAACCUAAAAUUUCCUUGUCUAAUAUAAAUAGGUAUUAUAUGAUUGAGAGAGCUAAGGAUGCACAAGUGAUUGGAAUCGUAGUUGGAACACUAGGUGUAGGUAAAUAUGGCUUAUUAUUCUAGUGAUAAUGUAAUAGCAAUUUGAUGAUAUCAACAAUUCAGAGACAAAGAGCUACUUGUUGUGUUCUCCAGAAAAUUUAAAAUAGAAGGAGUAAAAAAUUAAGUAGAUGGCAAAAGAGUAGCUCCAUUGAAAUAGGGAGUGCCUGCAAUGUGGUACAGCUGCAUAUUAUGGGUUAGGCAUGAGAGAGAUUUGACUCCCUUAAAUUGGGGAGUUUUAAUUUUGGAGAACCUGGAAAUUGACUUUUAGUACAUUUUGAAUGACCAGGCUACAAAUUUUAGCUAGCCAUGAGGUUAGCUCCUUUAUUUACCAACAUUUACUUUUAUUUUAUAUAUCAUAUAUUUGUUUUUAUUGAACAAAAGUCUUGAGAAACAAAUAAUAUGGAUUUAUUUAUUUGAAGUUAAAAGUUAUUUUCUCUGAGUUGCUGGCGCUUCUGUGUUUGGUGAUUUUCACCAAUUGCCAAAGCUUUAGGAGAACCCUUGUAAAUAAUUUGCAAAAGAAAAACUUGUUAGUUUGCAAAUUAAUGUAUUAAACGUCAAAUGGUUGCUGAUCAUGGUCAUCUCUUUUUCCACAGCUGAUUACUUACAAUCAAUUGAACGACUUAAAAAGGUUAUAAAGUUGGCAGGAAAAAAGGUACCUUCCACUUGAUUGAAAAGGGAUUUCUAAGCGAUAAUCAUAUUACCAUUAAUUUAUAUUACGUAACUCAAGAUUUUUUUGUUAUCAAGAUAGAACUUUCUGUAACGUAUGAUAAAUUUAGCUAUGUAUUCAUGAUAGCUAUAAAUCUGCAAUAGCUUUGCAUUUACUUUCUCAAGAAUUUUUACAUUCACUGCAUGCGUUGGCUGUUAAAUGCACCUGUAGAAUGUAUCCUAAAUUGUGUUUUAGUUCUUUGUUCUGUAAGCUGUGAAGCCUUCUUUUCAGCUUUUUCAAACCACCUUUUUAGUUUCUUUUUAUUACAGAAUGAUAUGCAUUUAAAUGCAAUUGCCUACAUUUUAUUGUCUACACCAUCGUGCCACAUAACCUUGUUUGGUCCACUUGUGAAACAAAAAUUAGUUUUGUUCUUAUCAAUUGAUUUACAACUGCAUCAGUUAAGAUAACACAUAUGGGUAUUCUUUUUUCAUGGAGUCAUAAAAGGACACUUUUUGCGAUGGGUAAAUGCUUUUCCUUUCUCAUUAUCUUUGACAUCUCCCACCCAAGUAAUUUCUUUAUUUCUUACGUUUUUUACAUUGUUUUUUAAUAGUCUUAUCUGUUUGUCAUGGGGAAGCUGAAUGUAGCAAAAAUGGCCAACUUCAUGGAGAUUGAUGUUUUUGUGUUAGUAGCCUGUCCUGAAAAUACUCUAAUCGAUUCUAAGGUAUUUAUAUAUAUUUUAUUUAUUAACAAUAACAAUAAGAGGUUCCUUACACAGUUUGUAUAAUUCAGUGAGAUAUCUGCAAUGCAAUUAUAGAUUUUGCUAAAUUGAGGGCGGCAGUUUCCGUCUGUCAUAACUGACAGGCCAGACCUUUGCCAACGUAACGAGAAUCUCACUUUUAAUCAAAACUAUCCAGCCAGAUCAGUCAAAUCUUAAGUAUGUACGAGGGAAAUGGUUUUUCAGCAAAAACCCUUGGAAAAAGCCUAUUUCAUUUUCAGAAUAACUGGUUCAGCCAUGGUGCCGCCGGUCAGUUCUAACUUUUGGAAGGUGCCCAAAGACCAAGAGCCAUAAUGGGAUUUGCAAAGACUAAAUGCACUUCUAAGUGUUCUUUUUUAUCACUCAAUUGUUGUAAUAUAAAAUUCCCAUUAUCUACAUGUUAUUGUGUUAAAAGAAAAUUUUUUGGCGUAUUACGUUUUGCUUCAAACUAAACAAGCAGAUCAAUGAUAAUACUUUAAAGAACUUAUAGUCACAAAUACCCACACCGCUAAAAGCUAUAAAUCAUUAAUAUUAAAAGAAUAAUUAGCAAAUAAAAAGGUAAACUUUUAUUAGUCUAAGGCAAACGUACAACAGAAACGUAAGGUCAAAUCAAGUGGAACAUGUUCGGUUGCUUUUGUUAAAAGUGAUUGUAAGUGAUAGUGAUAAUAAUUUAUUAUUGUGAGUUUUUUAUCUAUUUCCAGCGUCAUCAAGAAUAAAAGUAUUCAUAAUUUUUUUCUGGGGUUACCCUUAUUCAAUGUUUGUUGAGUUCUCACAUUUCAUUAAACAGGAAUUCUACAAACCAAUAGUAACACCUUUUGAAAUGGAAUUAGCUUGUAUAAGGUAGGAUUGAUAACAACUGCAAGCCAUUUUUGUAUCUGAGUAAAGAGCACGUUUCUUUGAUUCUUGCGAAGCUUGCUUCCCCCUUUUUUUACCCCAACAGAAAAUUUAAAGUAAAGCUCACCGCAUGGGCGUCCUGUUUACUCUGCAGUAUAUUAAAAUGGUCGAAUUCUUCAUAUUACCGGUAACUAAGUAAAUAACACAUUUUCUUGAAUUAUUACGAAACUUAUUUUCCUCUUUUACUCCUCUAAAAGAGUCACUCGUCAGAAUAUUUUAUUCAGGGGACCUUGACAAGGUCUGCCUACGCUGUUGGCCUGCAAAAGAACAGGAGCUUCAGUCUCUUUGGAGUAAACAGGAAUACAUUUUAUUUUGUAAAAAUGUAUGGACAAAAUUCAAUGGUUUGACCAUUCAAUAAAACCAUCUUGGCAGUUACUGAUCAGUAUUUUCACUUUGUACAGUUGCAAGAUUCGGAAUAUAAAUCUUUAUUCUUAACCACUCUCAACAUGCAUGAAAGCUAAUUAAGUUCGAUAAUAUUAUAAAUUACAACAACUGAAGCAGGUUCGAUUUAUCGUCUGUUUAUUCAAAUUGUUAGGGAACGGGAAUGGACAGGGGAUUAUAUCACUGAUUUUAGAGAUCUCUUACCAGGUUUGAGCUUAACUUUGUUCUUUUUUUUUUAUCCGUUGACUGAGGUAAAAGGGAAAUUUGAUCUCUAAUGAGUAAAUGUGUUUGUUUUCAGGUGCGAGUGCUUCUGUCGGACUAGACGAAGAGGUAAGACAAACCGUCAACUAUUCUUCAAGCCCCAAACGGGCAAUAAUUGUUUUAUCUCAUACCGCACACACAUUACGUGUGUAUUUGUGGGCAAAAAACAAAAACAAAACAACAACAGCAACAAACAAACAAACAAUUAAACAGGCAAACAUUGUCAGACUAAAUGCUAGAAAGAAUUCCUGGUGUUACUGGGCCUUUUGAAAGAAGAAACGAGAAACAAAGUCGUAUUUUGUUGUGAGGAUUAAAUGCAUGUUUACAAGCCCAACAUGAGUAAUGUAUUGAGAAACAAUACUCAAGUGGACGUACUACUUCUGCGAUAAAGGCAAGUCACCAGAUUCUUACCUUUUUGGUGUGAUGUCAUAACGAUAUUACCGACACAAUCAAAUACUGUACAGGGAAAGAUGUAGAUAUUUAGCGUCAUUGUUCAGAGGAAUCUACUCUGACCAUCUCUUUAACAUGAAUGAAAAUCGCGAACCAGACUUGUCACAGACUCUCUUUUUUCUCAAUGAAUCUCGAAAGAGCACACGACAAACUGCGAGAGCAACGCGCUCGACCACGAAGCACGAGGGCCACCCGCGCGCGAACUUUCGUUCAUUCCCAAGGCUCGUCUAACUUACGCGUUUUAUCGAAGAAAUAAAUACCAGUAAAUAGUCCAGUCACAAGUCAGUUUUCAAAUCCUGACGUGGUUGUUUGUUAUUACACAGGGAACCGACCAGUCCAGUGAUAGUGCAGAUGUAUCUCUGAUAACUGGAAAAUUAAGAGUCACUUACGAUUCAUCCAGGGAAGAUGCAGGUUAGAGAGUUUACACGUGAUAAAAUUUGCAGUUUUAAUGUUCUUAACAUCAUGUUUGAGACGCUUCAGUGAGAAUUGCAAGUGUAAACCAGAAGAGGAUAAAGUCUCCCUCGCGCGCUCCCGUUCUCUCUUUCGCCCACUACUUCCAAGCGCCUGCUACGCAGGCUAGUGCUUUAUCGUCGCGAUACCUCAUAGCUUUGAAUAUAUAUUUCGCCGGACGUGAUUCGCAGCAAAUAUUGCAGCAGAAUCUCACGAAAAUCGUCCUUAAAUUAUGUCUGACUUGUACCUUUGGGAAAGUUUGCAUUGAAAAUCGCGACAAAAGAUCAUUAUUCUCCUUGCCAAUAAGGGAUUUAAUCUCUCUUAGGUAAUUAUUAAAAAAGCUUUUUCCUCAGUUUGUCACCUACCCCCAAAAAGGGAAAUCAGUUUCACCGAUCAUCUAAAAGACCUAAAAUCACUUUAAUAAACUCUGAUUGAUGGUAGAUCACAAUAACAAAGUUUCAUUUCACUCUUAUAUUGUCAUUUUGUACUACUGCAGUACAAGCUCUAUUUUGGUCUGUUUUUUUUUUCACUUUAGCUGGUCAUUCUUCCACAUCACUGGUCGAGCGAAAUCAGGAAACGACGUUAUCAACUCAGCACCACACUUCUGCAGGUUCGAGAUGUUCUUAACUUUUCCCCGUAUUAGUUUCCCUUCCUGGUUUGGCAAAUUCGUGGUAUUAUCACGGUUCGCAGUGUACUGCGAAAUACUUAAACUAAUAUAAAGUAAACAGAGGCCUUUCCCACGUUUAAGCAAUUUUUAAAAGAACUUCUUUCAUUGUCUUAAUUAUUGUUAUUGGCUACAUGCAGGAGCACCGCGCGUGAAGCCUUUUACUGACAAGAUUACUUUAAAUCUAGCGGAGUACCUAAGCUCAAGAUCUUGGAGAGGGCUGGAGCAAAAGCAAGGUGAAACACCAGUAACCAAAGCAGUGGAGGGGAGAAAAGGUAUUGCGGCAGGGUACACACACGAGGAGGGACAAAAACAAGAUAGUUCAGAGAGUACCUCCAGUUAA